This is a messenger RNA of Anopheles darlingi, 1909 nucleotides long. RefSeq names its product hornerin-like. The record is from RefSeq and is a predicted model, not a curated record. Lineage: Eukaryota; Metazoa; Arthropoda; Insecta; Diptera; Culicidae. Bases 150 to 1625 code for a protein of 491 amino acids. The transcript has 2 exons.
CGCCCGUAAGCACUUAGUCAAAGCUCUCACGUCGUCUUAAUCGCUAGUCGCUAGCAUUUCUCUAACUGGGCUGCACUCGCACGGAGUUCACGACAGGUCACAACAAUCUUUCCUCCGGGAGCGUUUAAUCUCGUUCAAUCGAAAUCAUCAUGCAGCGACGAGCCGUGUUACUUCUCUGCUCUAGUGUCGUACUAAUAGUCCAAGGUUAUCCUGCCGAUCUUGGACACGGUAGCGGUAGUAGCAGUAGUAGUGGUAGCAGCAGUGGCAGCAGCAGUGGCGGAAGCGGCAGUCUUAGCAAUGCCGGCAGUUCAGCCUUCGGAGGAGGAGGUUUCCCUGCAUUGCCCCAGUUUGGUUUGCCUUUCCCUGCCCUUCCGUUCCCUCAACAGCCGCACAUUGCGGGAGGAGUAGCGCAACCGCACAGUCCAGGAUGGAGCCCGGAUGUGUUCGGUAAAGUGGGACCAUUCCCGGGGCACUCCGGUAGCUCCAGCAGUUCGUUCUCCAGUUCGUUCUCCUCUUCACACGACGGCCAUACAAGCAGCGGAUCCAACUCUCAAUCGCAAUCGAUGAGCCAUGGUGGAGCGACCGCAUCGGGCAGCAGUGCAGGAGCCCAGGCCGGCAGCCACGGAGGCCAUGGUGGUUCGGGAAGUGCUUCCGGUGCAUCAUCGGGCAGCCAAACGGUUCAACAUGGCCACGAUGCUCACAGUGCAUCGGGUGCACAAUCUCAAUCGCAAUCGGUGGGACACGGUGGACAUCAUGAUGGAGGUAAUGUCGGUAGUUCCUCGGGAGCACAGUCUCAAACCACUUCCCAGCAAGGUCAUGGCCAUGGAAGCUCCGGUAGCGCCGCUGGAGCACAAUCUCAGACGGUGCAACAGGGCCACGGCCACGGACAUGGUCAAGAAGCAGGCAGUUCGGCAGGCGCACAAUCCCAUUCGCAAUCGAACAAUGUACACGGCGGUGGUCAUGGACACCACCAGGGAGCCGACCAUCAGGGAGCAGGCCAUCAAGGAGCAGGACAUCAUCAGCAGUCCACUGGCGAAGGGUAUGGUGUUCGAAUUAGCACCAACGAAUCAGAGGACGGUAAGGUCAAGAAGACCGAAAGUGAGGCAUGGGUGUGGAAUUACUCUAGAAUGUGUUUCGUGCUUCUCGUCGCAGUGGCGUUAGCCAUUUUCGAAACCACCGGUAGCAUACCCGUGCCACAAGUAGGAGGUGGAGGAGUUGAAGUAGUGUCCCCUGGGACAAACGCGGUAAAUCCUUGGUUCAACGGUAUUCCCAAUAGUUUUGGCUUCGGUGGCCAAGGGUCCUUCAUCCCAGCAUUACCGAACCCCUUCGGACAGCAACCAUUCCAAGGAGCAGGAGGAUUUCCAGGCAACUUUUGGUUCCCGAACAACCAGCCAGGAGCAAGCCAGUCUGGCGUAGGUCAACAGCAAACACCACAACAACCGAACAGUGGUCCCAAUGCUAGUGCCGGUGUUCCGGAACCGCCCAGGACCGAUCAGCAGCAGCAUCAGCUGGGCCAAUCAACAACAGGCGACAACUUUGGGGUCCGCAUCAGCACCGAUGAAUCGUCCGACGGAACAGUGAAGCGAACGCAGAGUGAAGUCUGGGUAUGGAAUAGCUCAAAAUGAUGCUCAGCUUCCGCCAUUCGGUGCUGCUGCGAAAGACAAAACAUAAAAAUUCCCGACCAUCGUUAUUAGAUGAUUAAGAUCGAUCGAACAGUCGAUCGAUCGUUCGAUCGUAUCGCACGCACAGCAUAGCACAUACGAAUGGCGAUUGUUUUGCUUGGUUUCCUUGGUUUUUUUUCUGCUUUCGUGCCUUCCACGAAAUUCGGGGUUUCUCCCAAUUUGCACGGGUCACGAAGGCAUUUCUCAUCCGGGUGAUGAAAAAUAAAAACAACAUUUACCACAAUCCG